AUGAGGAUGGGGACUUGGUAGCCUUUUCCAGUGAUGAGGAGCUGACCAUGGCCAUGUCCUACGUGAAGGAUGACAUCUUCCGCAUCUACAUUAAAGAGAAGAAGGAGUACCGAAGGGAGCACCGCCCCCACUGUGCACAGGAAGCGCCUCGCCCCAUGGUGCACCCCAAUGUGAUCUGUGAUGGCUGUGACGGGCCUGUGGUGGGAACCCGCUACAAGUGCAGUGUGUGCCCGGACUACGACCUGUGCGCCGUCUGCGAGGGGAAAGGCAUUCAUAGGGAGCACAGCAAGCUCGUGUUCGCCAGCCCCCCGGGACACUGUGUUGAGGGCUUGUCUCUCAGCCGCCUGCUCCGGAAGCUGAAACACGGCCACAGCCGGUGGCCUGGCUGGGAGAUGGGCCCACCAGGCAACUGGAGCCCUCGUCCUCCUCGAGCAGGGGACUCCUGUGCCAGCCCCGCCUCGGAAUCAGCUUCUGGCCCAUCAGAGGAUCCCAGUGUAAAUUUCCUGAAGAAUGUAGGGGAGAGCGUGGCAGCUGCCCUCAGCCCUCUGGGCAUUGAAGUUGACAUAGAUGUGGAACACGGAGGGAAGAGGAGCCGUCUGACCCCCGUCUCCCCAGAGAGCUCUGGUACCGAGGACAAGGGCAGCUCUCAGCCCAGCAGCUGCUCUUCUGAACCCCGCAAACCCGAUGGUGACGGUGCAACGCAGUCUCUGGCGGAGCAGAUGAAGAAGAUCGCCCUGGAGCCCCUGGGGCAGACUGAGGAACAGAUGGAAUCUGACAACUGUUCUGGUGGAGAUGACGACUGGACUCACCUGUCCUCAAAGGAAGUGGACCCAUCCACAGGGGAGCUUCAGUCUCUCCAGAUGCCAGAGUCGGAGGGGCCCAGCUCUCUGGAUCCUGCCCAGGAGGGGCCCACAGGGCUGAAGGAGGCGGCCUUGUACCCACAUCUCCCACCAGAGGCUGACCCCCGGCUGAUUGAGUCACUGUCGCAGAUGCUGUCCAUGGGGUUCUCAGAUGAAGGUGGCUGGCUCACCCGGCUCCUGCAGACCAAGAACUAUGACAUUGGGGCUGCGCUGGACACCAUCCAAUAUUCGAAGCACCCACCGCCGUUGUGAUGCGCUCGUGGCCCUGGUCUAGCCUGGUCUGGCCUGCUUUCUUGCCUCCUGGUGGCGUUAAGUAGUGUAGAGCAGCAAGCCUGUGAGGGCCACUUUCUUGGUGUCCUUCCAGAAUCUUGGGGUGGGGACGAGCCAUGGGGCGGGAGGGCAGGAGACUCAGGCAUGGGUGACAGAGUCAGGGCUUCUGCUGCCCCUGCCAUGUCACCAGCACAGACAUGUCUUGCUCAUGGCCUUGUGCUUUUUCUUUCUUACAAAUGACUAAUCAUAGACCCCUAGCUGAUGCUGUUGGGUGCCGUCACCGCUCGUGAGUCCUGGGGGAGGUGAGGCCCAGGCCAGCGCGUUUCCUGUUGGAAGUGGCGAGGGGCUGGUGAGGGAUGUCACUCAGCGGCCUUCUGCGUGACCACUCUAGUCUCAUGUCUAAAUGUAGUAACCGCUCUUUAAGGAAAUUCCUUUGUAGCCACCCUGUUCGCUGAUCUGGAAUCACCUGUCAUUAAACGGCGUAUGCACUUUAA
Chinchilla lanigera (long-tailed chinchilla) is the source of this 1624-nucleotide messenger RNA. It is a transcript of the gene Sqstm1, whose product is annotated as sequestosome 1. Gene Ontology annotation, cellular component: amphisome; aggresome. The record is from RefSeq and is a predicted model, not a curated record. Gene Ontology annotation, molecular function: K63-linked polyubiquitin modification-dependent protein binding; protein kinase C binding; zinc ion binding. Lineage: Eukaryota; Metazoa; Chordata; Mammalia; Rodentia; Chinchillidae. Gene Ontology annotation, biological process: endosome organization; aggrephagy; mitophagy.